AUGGCUGAUCUGAAUGGCGGCACCAUCAAACUUCAACCAAAAAAUGCAGGCGAAAUUUUUCAUAGUUGUAAAAAAGAAGAAAACUCAAAUGCUGCUGACUGCUCUGCUGAAAUCAUCCCCCAUAACGCCCUCGCUUUUCCUCCUCUCAAGCCCCAUCCAAAACCUUCCCUCUCUAUACCGGCUUCCCAACAACAAUCCCCCUCAAUUCCCCAAAUUCCUCACCGCCCAAAUGCUAAAACCAUCUCUUCUUCCUCAAAAAGCUAUAUCUGGGUCAACCGCAACAGCUCCAGGGCAUCAAAGCUCAGGCGCAAUUCCUACGAUUUCAGGUAUGCUUCUUUAGUCCAAGCUUCCCAACAAUUGGACUCGUGUGACCCUGUAGAAGCUGACGUUUUUAGUAUUUUGGCUAAUUUGGGUGGCAAAGUUGUAGAGCAAGAUGCUGCUGUUGUGCUCAAUAACAUGUCAAACUCUGAAACUGCGCCUUUGGUGCUGAGUUACUUUCUGAAAAGGCUUAAGUUGAAGAAAGAAGUGAUUUUGUAUAAUGUUACCUUCAAGGUGUUUAGAAAAUGUAGAGACUUGGACAGAGCCGAGAAAUUGUUUACGGAUAUGAUUGAGAGAGGAGUUAAGCCCGAUAAUGUCACCUUUUCCACCAUAAUUAGCUGCGCCAGGCUGUCUUCUUUACCUGAGAAAGCCGUCCAGUGGUUCGAAAAAAUGCCGUCUUUUGGGUGUGAACCGGAUGAGGUUACCUAUUCUGUGAUGAUUGAUGCGUACGGGAAGGCUGGGAAUGUAAAUAUGGUAUAG
Messenger RNA from Coffea arabica (coffee), 798 nucleotides. The record is from RefSeq and is a predicted model, not a curated record. Lineage: Eukaryota; Viridiplantae; Streptophyta; Magnoliopsida; Gentianales; Rubiaceae.